UUCAAAACAUCGUCAAUAAUUGCCCCACUGUCCCAAAUAACAAGAGAGCCUUCCUCUCCCGCCCAUUUCUUUAAAGCUUCAAUUGAAAAGCAGAGAGAGGAGAGACAGCGAAAGCAAAAAACGGAAAAGGAAAGUCCCCCAUAGCCAUGGAUUUCCAGUUCAAGACAACUCCUUACACGGUCACGGUUCGGCGAAACCCACACCGCAAGGCUAGACAAACCCCUUCAACAGCCAACGCUCCAGAUCCCUCCACGUCAUCCUUACCUUUUGCCAUCACUGACAUCCCCCCACUCCCUGCCAUUGACCUCGACACUCCAUCUCCUUCCAAAUCAUCUGAGCCUGCACAUGCCCCCGAAACCCUUAGAGUCUUUCUCCGAAUCCGGCCCGUCAUCGUCAGUCCUCCUGGGGAGAAGAAGAAGACCCCUGCUGCCAGCGGCAAUGCAGCGUCACGACCAAAAGGUUUUCCAGAGAAAGAGAAGAAGAAGAAGAAGAAGACGGCAUCAGCGAAGAACAAUGUUUGUUUAUCAGUGAAUGAUACAGGAUCCGUGACGAUCACAACACCGUCGUCCAUGAUUGAUGUGAAACGCACAAAGACCGAAACCUAUGAUGGUUUCACUCAUGUAUUCUCCCCGGAUUCUCUCCAGAGGGAAGUCUACGAGCGGGUGAUGGAUCCUCUGGUUACCGAUUUCAUCGGUGGAACGAGCAGGCUGUUGGUGGCAAUGGGACCCACAGGUUCUGGAAAGACCCAUACUGUUUUUGGCUCUCCAAGGGAACCCGGUAUGGUGCCUCUCGCACUUCAGCGGAUUUUCAAUGACAGCAGUGGCAUUGGUGCUUCCAAGCUGCCAAGGUCAUACUAUUUGUCUAUGUUUGAGAUAUACUCUGAACGAGGAAAAGGGGAGAGGAUAUUUGAUUUGUCUCCAGAUGGUGGAGAUCUGUGCCUUCAACAGGCAACUGUAAAAGGUCUUCAAGAGAUAAUGGUUUCUGAUGUCACACAAGCCGAAUGUUUAAUUGCCCGUGGAAUGCUGAAACGUGCAACUGCUAUGACAAAUGCAAAUAGCCAGUCGAGUCGAUCACAGUGCAUCAUUAACAUUCGCAGUGCCUCUAAAAGUGCUGAUAAUGAAGACGAGUUUCUUGCAGACAAUGCUGUUUUGACUAUAGUUGACCUGGCCGGUGCUGAGAGAGAAAGGAGAACGGGAAAUCAGGGGGCAAGGUUGUUAGAAAGCAACUUCAUAAAUAAUACAUCCAUGGUUUUUGGUCUGUGCUUAAGAUCUUUGCUAGAGCACCAAAAGAACCCAAAAAGACCACCACAUAAGCACUUCCAGAAUUCUUUGCUGACCAGGUAUCUAAGAGAUUACUUGGAAGGGAAGAAGCGGAUGACUCUUAUCUUAACCGUAAAGCCAGGAGAGGAUGAUCAUCUUGAUACAUCGUAUUUGCUGAGACAGGCUUCACCUUAUGUGAAAAUCAAGUUUAAUAAUGUUGAAGAACUACCCAACAUGCCUUGUUCGAAGAGGCAUAUUCCAAUUACAAAAAUAGAGCAACGUAAAAGAAGGAAGUGCAAUGCUUUGGAAGCUUCUGUGAUUGAUGGAGUUAAGGGUGCUAGAGAUGGACAUCUAAUUCCUGAGAAAGAAGCAAUUUCAGAGAAGCUCCAAGAACUUGAACCCCUGCAAGUUCUGGUCUCAUCUCCACCAUCUGUCAAGGCAGAAGUGCACAAGUGUGGACCACUUAGUGGCGAGUAUUUUGAUGAGUCACGAAGGAAGGAAAGGAAUGAUCGAGUUAUGCGAGAUUUUGCCAAGGCUUUAUGGAAUGUUUUAAAGGAAUAUAAGAAAAAACUUGAGGUAUCAGAGAAUGAAGUCCAAAGUCUAAAAGAAAGCCUUACAAAGGAAAAGAUUCGAGCCCUGGAGCUGGAAGAAGAGUUGAAGGAUUUGAAGUCCUCUUGUUCAUUUGAUAUCCGACUUUCAUCGGAGGCACCUUCUGGUCGUAAACUGGAUGCUGCCUCUGCUAUUUGUGCAACUGGGUCACUGCAUUCAGCAGGAGAAUGGCCCACAAAUGAUCAUGGUUUUCUUGAAGAGAACCUCACACCAAAGGUAAAUGAUACAAGUUUAUUUGCUGCCGACACUGCUUGUCUAAAUCUGAAGGGUUCUGAGAGUAACAACAAUGUGGAGAUAGAUUGCGGCUCUUCAGGGGAGAAUCCGAGGAUACCUUUAAUGAUGGAAACUUCUGAUACAGCAGUUAUUGAUUCAAGUUUCUCUACGAAAAAAGAAUUCAAAAGGCAAAGCUAUCAGAAAGUUGACAGCUUUCCUGGAAUUGUACGUAAUGCUGGAGAUUUGAUAGGACCAGAACAUUCGGAAGUUGAUUAUGUCUCAUCUAUUACAGAAGUGACAGAAACAGGUUUCUGUACUUCAGGGCCAUUGGCCAGCUCUUCUCAGUCUCUUGUUCUGGUAGAAGAGAGCAGCUGUGGAUUGACAUCGACGAUGGAGCAAAACACAUUAAUCAGUGGAGACGAAAAUGUAAGAGCAGCAUAUUUGUUUGGUGUGGAUGCUUGUUAUCCAAACCCAAAGGCUUCUGAAUGCCACAUUAAUGUGAAGGUACCUGACACCUCUGUAGGGCAGAAUUGGAAGUUUUCUUUGCAGAUGGAAAGUUAUGAUGCAGUGGUUCUUGAUUCAAGAUUGUCUAUAGAGGACUUCAGAACACAGAGCAAUGAGAAUCUUGACAGCUUUACUGCAAACAGCUAUGAUGCUGAAAAUUCGGAAGGAGUAGAGUAUUUGGAGGCCAAUGACAUCUCAUCUGUUACAGAUCAGAUAGAAACAGGUUGUACUCUAUUUCCAUUGGCCACCUGUUCUCAGCCCCAUGCUCUUGUUGGAGACAGCAGCUGUACAUUGACUUCAUCAAUGGAGCAGAACACAUUAACCAAGGAACAGAAAAAUCAGGCGGCGGACUCAUGCAUCUCACCUGAUGAAGAUGUAGCAUGCAACGAAAGAAAUGCCAGGGAGGUUCCACAAAGUGAGAUGGAACACCACUCUUGCAAACCUCUGAAUGCAGAAAAACCUAGAAGGAGACUGCUGCCGGCAUCAUCAAUUCUAGUAAAGGAAGUUGGUGGCUUUCACAUGGAGGAUGAAAAUCCAAAGAGAAGAGGCGAAAAGAAACCAAGCAUGGAGGAAAGAGAAAAGACACAAGGUAGUGUUUCUCUGAUCCGGUUGUUGAGGAGCAAUCUCUAUCUGUGAUUGCCAGAACCGAAGUGUAUGUAUAAUUCUAUUAGCCCGGAGAGCGGUUUUCUUGUUUUGCUGCCUCAAUCUUUUCAACUGGAAGAGUUGCACUUGUUUACAGAUGUUCUAUGUCAUCUGCAGAAAGUUUCAGUAAACAUUUUGAAAUAUUACUGACAUCUGUGUGUGAGUGCAUUGGCUUGGAGCUGUGUGCUUGCAUGUGGCUGUGUGCAUGUGCAUGGGCAGGUGCAGUCAUACAAGCAUGCAGAUGUAUUCGAUACCUUAUGUGGAUGUGUUUUUGGAUGCACAUGUAUGAACCAUCACUCUUUUCACA
Messenger RNA from Magnolia sinica, 3534 nucleotides. RefSeq names its product kinesin-like protein KIN-6. Gene Ontology annotation, molecular function: ATP hydrolysis activity; microtubule binding; ATP binding. The transcript has 24 exons. Bases 147 to 3221 code for a protein of 1024 amino acids. Gene Ontology annotation, biological process: microtubule-based movement. The record is from RefSeq and is a predicted model, not a curated record. Lineage: Eukaryota; Viridiplantae; Streptophyta; Magnoliopsida; Magnoliales; Magnoliaceae. Gene Ontology annotation, cellular component: kinesin complex; microtubule.